GAGGAGGGAGGAAUCUGCUUCCCGAAUCCCUGUCUCUUCAGCACCCUUCCACGAUUCUUCCCUUCUUCCCAGCGUCUACGGCUGGGAGCCCAUCCCAGUGGGAGCAGCCCGGCAGCCUGGCUCUGCCCAGCCGCCCUCCGUCCUCCCUCCCUCCCUCUCUCUCAUCCCUCCCUUUUCCUUAAAAACGUGGGAUCCGGGGUGCAGCACCCUGCGCUGGCAGCAUCCCUGCCUGGGAGAGCAGUCCCUUCCCCUCCUCCACCUGCGGAGCCCCCGGCUUUGUCCCGUGUUCCCCCUCCAUCCCCCGGCCCGGGGGUGCUGGAUGCGGCCGCGGGGAGCGGAGCCUGGUCCGGAGCUGCGCUAGAGUGGACCCGCCACAGGUCCUUGGCGCAGGCUGGUGCUUCAGGAUGGACCCGCUCUUCCCCGCCCAUAUUUUUGAAGACCCUGACCUGAGAAAGCUGCUGAAUGACUCCUCCAUGCUCAACCUGAGCUUUCUCCCCAGCAACUGGUUUAACAACAGCACGGGGGACAGCUUCCUGCCGCUCAGCAUCAAGAUCACCAUCGUGGUUGUCUAUUCCAUCGUGUGCAUUGUGGGGCUGGUGGGCAACUGCUCCGUCAUGUAUGUGAUCGUCAGAUUCACCAAGAUGAAGACAGCAACCAACAUUUACAUCUUUAACCUCGCUCUGGCUGACACCCUGUGCCUGAUGACCUUACCCUUCCAGGGUACAGACACGUUCCUGGGCUUCUGGCCCUUCGGCAACGUCCUCUGCAAGAUCGCCAUCUCCAUAGACUACUACAACAUGUUCACCAGCACCUUCACGCUGACCAUGAUGAGCGUGGACCGCUACAUCGCCAUCUGCCACCCCAUCAAGGCCCUGGACAUCCGCACUCCCCACAAGGCCAAGGUGGUGAAUGUCUGCAUCUGGGCACUGGCUUCUGUCUUCGGCAUCCCAGCGAUGGUGAUGGGAUCCGCGGAGAACGAGAACAACGAAAUUGAUUGUCUAAUUAAACUCCCUUCGCCAGUGGACUACUGGGAUCCGGUGUUCGGCAUCUGCGUCUUUCUCUUCUCCUUUAUGAUCCCCGUGUUGAUCAUCACCAUUUGCUACAGUCUCAUGAUCAGACGGCUCAAGAACGUCCGUGUCCUCUCAGGCUCCAAGGAGAAGGACCGAAACCUGAGGCGCAUCACCCGAAUGGUCCUGGUGGUCGUGGCAGUCUUCAUUGUUUGCUGGACUCCCAUCCAGAUUUUUGUGCUGGUCCAGUGCUUGGGUGCCAAGGCAGAAAGUGAGCUCGAGCUGGCCAUCUCCUGCUUCUGCACCGCGCUGGGGUACGCCAACAGCAGCCUGAACCCCGUGCUCUACGCCUUCUUGGAUGAGAAUUUCAAGGCCUGCUUCAAGAAGUUCUGCUUCCCCACCGCCUUCAGGACCGAGCUCCAGAUGUCCAACAGGAUGUGCAGCAUCGCCAAGGAUGUGGCCUAUGCCUGCAAGAACUCGGAGGGGACUAACAAUCCGGCCUGACUAGGCAUGGAAAUUCCCAUGGUGGCUGUCGCCCAGCAGAGUCCAACCACCCCCACGUCAGAACUAACUCAGAUAACAGCUCUUUAGCAGGACCUCAAAACUGAGAGGCGAGAAACAAUUUUGGGGGUUGGGAAAACUGGAUACUGCAAGAGCAUGCAGAAAAAGUGAGCCCAUUUGAUGCAUUUUUAAUUCUAGUGCAUCCUGCACUAAGGAACGUGUUUGAAAUCAGCCCUUUGAUUCCUGCGAAACCCUGGGGGUUUGCAACAUUAUUGAGAGUUCAGGAAUCAAGGAUUUAAAAUAGGCAUUGCUCCUGGGACUUACACUUUUGCUGCUGGGAGACAGACAGAAUGUAAACUCUUCCAUUGCUUUUUGCCUCCCCGAGUUGAGAUGUUAACAGCUCGUGUGGCUCAGCAGGCGCUCGCGUGCGGGUUUUAUUCCUGUGCCACCACUCUGAAAUUAGACUUCACUGCAGCCAAAGUGGGCAGGAGCCAUCAGACAAAACCUAAGAUCAUCUCCAGGAUGAGUCAUCGUGCAGGGAAGGAUGCGGGGAGGGAGAGGAGGGAGCUGGCGGAAAGGGAAAUUCAAACUGCCUUGGAGAACAACGCCAGCUCCUGCAGAUGGGGUCUGCAGUAAAACCCUCCUCUCGGAGGGGAGCAGGGGGGCGAGAAGGGACUGUAAAAACUGAUGAGUGUAGCUCCGAAGAGGAGGAAAUGAACACAAUUCCUCGUUUACAUGCUGCUACUGCUUUUUUUUUUUUUAAACUCUGUAUUUCCAGUGUGACAGUGGACAGAAUGUGUCUAUACAUACACGUCUGCAGUGCUCUAGGUACAUAUAUAUGGUAGGAUUUCACCUUGCCAAGCAUGCCUUGGGGAUCUUCCUCAGUGAGAGGAGGAAGGAAUGAAGUGGCCUAUAUAUAAAUGUAUUUAUGUAUAGGGGAAAGCCAUUUUGGAGAAGUCAGAAUGGCAGCUCCUCCAGAAGACAUGGAUGUUCCUGGUAGGAUGCAUCAACCUAAAACAGUCCCAUCUGCUCUGCAUGGGAUAAGUGGGGCACAAACCAUACAAAAGGUGGGGGUUUGGGGUUUGUUUUGUUGUUUUGUUUUUUUUUUUUUUAACUGCAAUGAGAUCCACGAUACUGAGAGCACGUGGGAAAUGCUGCCCAGGUACCAUUCCUCCUGCCAACUGUGGAUUGAUUUUUCCUCUCCCACUAGGUCAGAGCUUUGUGGAAAAUGAAAUGUCGUGUCAUUUCAUUCAAUAAUGAAAGCUUCCCUAAAGAGUCUAACCACUGAGUGCUCUCUGUGCUGGAGGGGACAGCAGACUGGUAUUCUCCCUGUAGCACAACAGCCCUGGGGAAAUCUGGGCAGUGGUGGCCAGUGGUGCUGAUGGGGAAGCAAAGCAAAGACCCCCAUGUGGAGAUGGGAGGUCAGCUUCAAUCUGAGAACCGGCAGCGUCGUCCGGACUGUACAGAUUUCUUGUGAAUAUAUUUCUUGUGCUCUGGUCUAGGAGAUUCUGUAUUUUUAAUGUAUUGAUUUGCCAAUAUUUUAAUGCUGUCAUGUUCUUUACAUAUGCUGUAUAAAAGAAUCGAAUGUUAUAUUUCUAUGUAGAGUGUUUCCCUUAUGGUUGGGCUUAAAAUAUAGAUGAAAUUCCAGUGUCCCACGUAUAGGACCCAGAUCCCUUGUAAACUGCUCGAGCUGAGAGGAUUUUGAUGCUGUGAUUAGCAUUUGAUUGGGAAUCUGGAGGGAUACCAGAGCAAACUUUGCAAUUAUCACUUCCCCUGACUAAUCUGGGGGGAGGAGGAAAUCUGGGCACUUUAAGCACUUUGCAAUGGAUGUUUAUCUCCAAGCACUCACCAGGAAAUCCCACACAGCCCCCAGGCAUGGGAAGAACAACUCCCUGAGGACUGUGCUGCUGGCAAGCUGCAUCCAUGGCCUUGGAAAAGCUGAGUUUGGUGGGAUGUUGUGGUUGUGGAUGCAAUAACAGCGUUGGGCAUUGAGUGACCUUGGGUUUGCUCAGCCCCUCAGCUGUCAGACGAUCUGAUGGGGUCUGGGUAUGGUUGGGCCUGAAGCUGGGAACCGACUGCUGUUCUUGCUGUUAGGGAGCAGGAGGGCAUUCCUUAGUGGCUGGCUAGGGAACAGCCACUCUCCCUUUGCUGUUCUUGGUUGAGUUUUUAAAUAGAUUUAUGUCCUCUGAAAAAAAUAUACCUGUGUUUGGUGUUUUUUUUAAUACAGAUUUUGUUAUAAUGACUAUGCUGCAACAAUCUUACAUAAUCAAGUACCAAUAAAUAUGUGUUUACUAAGCUUUUGGAUAUUUCCAUGGCCCUUGCAGUGACUGUGUUUAGACAUUCUGUUUGAUGCUCAGUGGAGUUUGUUAUAAGAAGAGCAACAAAAGCCUGAAAGCAGAACUUCAUUGUACUGUGCCUCUGGAGUUACAGGCUUGUGGUCGGCUGGAUGGCUGUAGCACUGGCUCUGUAAUUCUCUUUGGAAAUGGUCGUGUUGGUGUGAUUUUACAACUGCUGCAAUGUAAAUGACAAGUUCCUAGGUGGCUAUUUGUGUGCUUUAAUAAAGGAAAAUAAAACCUCCUGUGCAUUGAA
Molecule: messenger RNA, 4097 nt
Organism: Neopelma chrysocephalum (saffron-crested tyrant-manakin)
Lineage: Eukaryota; Metazoa; Chordata; Aves; Passeriformes; Pipridae
Gene: OPRL1
Product: opioid related nociceptin receptor 1
Exons: 5
Coding region: 405-1511 (368 amino acids)
Biological process (GO): neuropeptide signaling pathway; sensory perception of pain
Cellular component (GO): membrane; neuron projection
Molecular function (GO): nociceptin receptor activity; neuropeptide binding
Source: RefSeq, a predicted model, not a curated record